Messenger RNA from Ziziphus jujuba (common jujube), 972 nucleotides. RefSeq lists its product as uncharacterized. The coding region runs from base 226 to 828 and encodes 200 amino acids. The record is from RefSeq and is a predicted model, not a curated record. The transcript has a single exon. NCBI's taxonomy places the organism in Eukaryota, Viridiplantae, Streptophyta, Magnoliopsida, Rosales, Rhamnaceae.
AAUUAGAGAUUAUGUAGGGAUUUUGAAGGCAAAUUUUCCUCAAUCUAAGCUGAUUUGGGUGAUUUUCCUUUCCAACUAUGCCAAGCUCUCUCCACCUUAUAUAUAUAAUAAAAAAAAUAAAAACCAACAAAAACCCAAAUGAAAAUAACCCGUUGCCCUUGAAAACUCAUACACAAAAAGAAUACAACCCAAAAAGAACCAACAAAAGAAAAAAAAAAAAAAACCAUGGAGAGAGAGCGGCUUAGAAGUUCGGAGAAAAUAAUAUCCGUCUUCCAAGCAAACGAGUUUUUCGUGAAGAAAAUACUCUCAAGAAACUCUUCUGUGGGUCAACAAUCUUCACGAUACCAUUGUAGAAGGCCAGGUGUGGUUCCUUUCAAGUGGGAAUUGCGCCCGGGCAAGCCUAAAGAUCCUCCGGCCAAAGAGUAUAUUCCGGUCAUCGGACCUCCGCCAGCCAUCCUUAGCCAGGCUCUUUCUAGGCCUCAUCAUCAUCAUCAUGAUGUUCCAGCUUCUCCUCCAGCCAAAAAAACUAGGCUCUUGUUCUGGAAAAGAUCCAAGAAAAACAAUAAGAAGGUUAAAAAAAUUGGGUCUUUUAGGAUUUCUGAGAAUAUUAAUAUUGAAGAUAAUAAUGGGUUUGAUGAGAAAUUUGGGUUGGCUAAUUAUAAGGCUCCUGCUGAUGAUCAAGAAUUUUUGUCAUCUUCAUGUGAUUCUACUACUUCUACUUCUUCAACAUCAUCAACAGCUUCUUCUUCAUCAUCAUCUUAUGCUCAUAUAGUGCAUCACUCAAAAUUCCAUUCUCUUGCCAAGGGAUUAUUGAGAUGGCCAUUUUAGCAUUAAUGCUAGCAUUUCUUUAUUUCUCAUUAGUUUUUGUUUAAAUAUACACUAAAAAAAAAAAAAAAGAAAGUGUAAUUAAGUACGCAUGAGUUUGGAAAUUUGGCUAAUUAUUAAUUAUCAAAUGAUUUCAUGAUUUCAAUA